Messenger RNA from Cinclus cinclus, 3589 nucleotides. RefSeq names its product protein tyrosine kinase 2 beta (gene PTK2B). Gene Ontology annotation, molecular function: protein tyrosine kinase activity; ATP binding. NCBI's taxonomy places the organism in Eukaryota, Metazoa, Chordata, Aves, Passeriformes, Cinclidae. The record is from RefSeq and is a predicted model, not a curated record. Gene Ontology annotation, biological process: signal complex assembly; protein phosphorylation. Gene Ontology annotation, cellular component: cytoskeleton; focal adhesion.
GAGGGUGAGGGGUGGGGGGGAGGAUGUGUGGAAUUUUUCCCAGCUCCAGGUUUUCCAGCCGGAAGAUGGCAGCAAGAUCCCGCAGCAUUCCCGGGAGUGGGAACAGCUCCAUCCAACCCUCUGGAAGCGGCUCCAACUUCUCCCGUUCCCAAAUCCCGGCCGGAUCCUGGGGAGCUCUUUCCCUCCUCCAACCUUCCCUUGGAAAAACUCUCCGUGCCAAUGGAAAAAGGGGAGAUUUGGGAAGCGGAGGGGAGGGGGGAUGGAAUUGGGGUGGGAGGGAGCUGCGGUUUCCCGGGAGCCGUUCCCGGAGCGACGGGAUCGCCUUUGGGAAAAAAAAAAAAAAAAAAGGAAAAAAAAAAAAAAAGGGAAGGAGCAUGGGAUGGCUCAGCCGCCUCCUCAGCCAGUUCUCCUGGAAGGGAUGCUCUGCUCCUAACGCCCCGGGUGUCCUGAGGAUGACGACCAUUCCCGAUCCCUUGGGACGCCCCCGGAGCAGCUCCUCCCGCAGCCUUUCCGGGACGCCGGAGGCCAUGGGGACGCCGGAGACGGAUCGGGAUCAUUGGGAUCAUCGGGAUCAGGAGGAGACACGCAUCCUCAAGGUUUGCUUCUACAGCAACAGCUUCAACCUGGGCAAGAACUUCAAGCUCGUCAAGUGCUCCGUGGCCACGGAGAUCCGGGAGGUGAUCCGCUCCAUCCUGCUGAGCGGGCGCAUCGGGCCGGACAUCCGGCUGGCCGAGUGCUACGGCCUGCGCCUCAAACACGUCAAAUCCGACGAGAUCCAUUGGCUCCAUCCCGACCUCACCGUCGGAGAAGUCCAGGAAAAAUAUGAGUCCCUCCACCUUGAAGCCGAAUGGAGGUACGACCUCCAGAUCCGGUAUCUGCCGGAGGAUUUCAUGGAGCGCUUCAAGGAGGACAGGACCACCCUGCUCUACUUCUACCAGCAGCUCCGCAGUGAGUACAUGGAGAACUUCGCCAGCAAGGUCAGCGAGGGCAUGGCGCUGCAGCUGGGCUGUCUGGAGCUCAGGCGGUUCUACAAGGACAUGCCCCAGAAUGCGCUGGACAAGAAAUCCAAUUUCGAGUACCUGGAGAAGGAGGUGGGGCUGGACCUGUUCUUCCCCAGGCAGCUGCUGGAGAGCCUCAAGCCGCGGCAGCUGCGGAAGCUGAUCUACCAGACAUUCCAGCAAUACGCGCUCCUGCGGGAAGAGGAGUGCGUCCUGAAAUUCCUGCACACCCUGGGCACCUUCGCCCCCAUGGACCAGGAGAGCUUCCGCUGCCAGCUCGUCCAAGGAUGGAACAUCACCGUGGAUCUGGUCAUCAGCCCCAAGGGCAUCCACCAGGUGACCAGCAAGGACUCCAAGCCCACCUGCCUGGCGGAAUUCCGGGAUAUCAAAUCCAUCCAAUGCUCCGCGGUGGAGGACGGCCAGGCCCUGCUGCAGCUGGGGCUCAACGGGAACCCCCAGUCCCUGGCGAUCAAGACGGCGUCACUGGCAGAGGCAGAAAACAUGGUCGACCUCAUUGAUGGCUACUGCCGGCUCCAGGGGGGCUCGGAGACAUCGCUCAUCGUACUCCUGAGGAAAGAUCGUGAGAAGAGGAUCAGCCUCCCACAGAUUCCGGCCCCGAAUCUCGGGGAGAGGAAUUCCACGCUUUCCCACAGCGUCAGUGGGGAUUCCGAAAUAUAUGCUGAAAUCCUGGAUGAAUCCUCGAGGCCAAGAUCUGGAAUCCAGCACUACGGAAUCUCCCGGGACGACGUUGUGCUGGGCCGGAUCCUCGGGGAAGGAUUCUUUGGAGAGGUCUACGAGGGAAUUUACACCACCCCGAAAGGGGAGCGCAUCAACGUGGCCGUGAAGACCUGCAAGAAGGACUGCAGCCCGGAAAACCGGGAAAAAUUCCUGAGAGAAGCCGUGCUGAUGAAGAAGCUGGACCACCCCCACAUCGUGAAGCUCCUUGGCAUCGCCGAGGAGGAGCCCACCUGGAUCAUCAUGGAGCUCUAUCCCUACGGAGAGCUGGGGCAGUACCUGGAGCAGAACCGGCUGGGCCUGGCCGUGCCCACCCUGGUGCUCUACGCCCUGCAGGUCAGCAAGGCCCUGGCCUACCUGGAGGCCAUCAACUGUGUCCAUAGGGACAUCGCCGUCAGGAACAUCCUGGUGGCCUCUCCGGAAUGUGUUAAACUGGGAGACUUCGGCCUCUCCCGCUACAUCGAGGAUGAGGAAUAUUACAAAGCUUCCGUCACCCGCCUGCCCAUCAAGUGGAUGUCACCGGAAUCCAUCAACUUCCGGCGCUUCACCACGGCCAGCGACGUCUGGAUGUUCGCCGUGUGCAUGUGGGAGAUCCUGAGCUAUGGAAAGCAGCCGUUCUUCUGGCUGGAAAACAAGGAUGUGAUCGGAGUCCUGGAAAAGGGGGAUCGGCUUCCCAAGCCCGACCUGUGCCCGCCUGUCCUCUACACCCUCAUGACGCGCUGCUGGGAUUACGAUCCUGGGGAAAGGCCCAAAUUCCAAGAGCUGGUUUGCAGCCUGAGUGACAUUUACCUGAUGGAGAAGGAGCUGGCCAAGGAGCAGGAGAGGAACAACCGGCACCGGCCUCCCAAAAUCCUGGAGCCGCCGGCAUUCCAGGAGCCGCCUCCGAAGCCCAGCAGGCCCAUGUACAAGCCGCCAUCCCAGAAUAACCUCCUGGCUCCCAAGCUGCAAUUCCAGGUUCCGGAGGGGCUCUGUGCCAGCUCUCCCACCCUCGCCAGUCCGGCCGAGUACCAGAGCCCGGCAAAUUCCCGGCGCACUCCGCCUCCCAGCCGGCACAAUGUCUUCAAGCGCCACAGCAUGAGGGAGGAAGAUUUCCAGCGGCCCCGGAGCCGGGAAGAGGCUCAGCAGCUGCUGGAGCUGGAGCGGCUCCGGGUGGAGCAGGCCAUGGAGCGGCAGCAGAAGGAGAUGCUGGAGGACGAUCGCUGGCUGCGGGAGGAGGUGAAGAGUCUGGAUCCCAAGGUUUUCCUGAACAACAACAUUCCUCCGCUGCUCCCGGAGAAGGAGACAGAUUACACGCAAUUCACGGGGCCCCCCCAGAAGCCUCCGAGACUCGGGGCUCAGUCCAUCCAGCCGGCUCCCACGGCCAACCUAGACCGCACGGAUGAUCCGGUGUACGGGAAUGUCAUGGAUCUGGUGCGGGCCGUGCUGAGGCUGAAGAAUGAGAUCAGCCUGGUGCCUCCCGACGGAUACAUCCUGGUGGUCAAGAACAUUGGCCUUUCCCUGCGGAAGCUCAUCGGGAGCGUCGACGAGAUCCUUCCCAGCCUUCCGUCCUCUUCCCGCACCGAGAUCGAGGGCACCCAGAAGCUGCUCAACAAGGACUUGGCCAACCUCAUCAGCAAGAUGCGCCUGGCGCAGCAGAAUUCCGGCACUUCCCUGAGCUCGGAAUUCCAGCGGCAGAUGCUGACGGCUUCCCACGCCCUGGCCGUGGAUGCCAAGAACCUCCUGGACGCCGUAGACCAGGCCAAGCUCCAGGUCAACCUGGCCAAGCCGCUCUCGGAAUGAGGGAAGGGAUUCCGGAACGAUCCGGGAAGAGUCGGCUUUUCCAUGGUUUUAUUUUCCCCUUCCCGCUCUCCCUGUCU